Messenger RNA from Ectocarpus sp. CCAP 1310/34, 609 nucleotides. The record is from the annotation of a GenBank genome assembly. Lineage: Eukaryota; Phaeophyceae; Ectocarpales; Ectocarpaceae.
AUGAUCAUGUUCGUGGACAGCUUCUCGCGGUGGAUGAAGCUGUACGGGAUGAGGCGCAAGUCGGACACCCUCGCCUUCGUCAAGAAGUUCCUCGCCGACGUGAGUGGCACCGGUGCCCCUCGCUCUUUCCGGAUGGACAACGGGGGGGAGUUCGUCAGGCGCGACUUCAUCGCCUUCUGCGACAACGCCGGCAUCCGCCGUACGUACACGGCGCCGGGCACCCCGCAGCACAAUGAAUCGUGUCACUGGGCUGCCGGCGGCUUCAACCGUUCUCCGACCAAGGCAAACGUCGGGUACAAGUCGCCGCACGAGCUCUUCACCGGUCGCCCGCCCACGCUCCAGAUCGCCCUGUUUUUGCAGCCGGGGUACAUGCGUGUGAUGCGCGCCCGGAAGAUGGAUUCCCAGGCAGUGCUGUGCUGCUACCUCAACAACGGCGACAACCAUCACGAGUCGGCGGUCAAGGUCCUCAAGUUCGCGACGGGGCGCGUGUGCAUGACGAACAACGUCGUGUGGGUCUCCGACCGCGUGCCGUUGCUGACCCCGCCGCUGGAGAUGCCGGCGCCGGCGGACGAUGGGGGGGAUUCGAAUGUCGCCGCGCACCGGUUCUAA